Molecule: messenger RNA, 2390 nt
Organism: Drosophila busckii
Lineage: Eukaryota; Metazoa; Arthropoda; Insecta; Diptera; Drosophilidae
Gene: TM9SF4
Product: transmembrane 9 superfamily member 4
Exons: 6
Coding region: 102-1988 (628 amino acids)
Biological process (GO): protein localization to membrane
Cellular component (GO): membrane
Source: RefSeq, a predicted model, not a curated record
AAGACGAAGAACAUUAGCUAGUUUUUUAAAACAAUUGACAAAUUUGUAGUUUAUAAUUAUACACUUAUUGCAUAUCAUUUAGGCCUAACUACGCACAUAUUAUGCAGUGGGUGGCUGGGCUGCAGCUGCUGCUGGUGACACUGCUUGCUAGCAGCAUCCUUGUUGAUGGUUUCUAUGUGCCCGGCGUGGCGCCCGUUGAAUUUGUGCGUGGGCAAAAAAUCGAUGUUAAGGCGGUUAAAAUGACCAGCAGUCGCACACAGUUGCCAUAUCAGUAUUACUCGCUAAGGUUCUGCUAUCCAAAGAACGGCACGCUGAUCUUUAAAUCUGAAAAUUUGGGCGAAGUGCUGCGCGGUGAUCGCAUUGUCAACACGCCCUACGAAGUGCAAAUGGCUGAGGAUGUCAACUGCAAGCUGCUGUGCAAUAAGAAAGAUCGCCCCAUGACUUGGAACAAAGAGGACUCUGCUAUGGUCGCCGAGCGUAUAGAGCAUGAAUACUUUGUGCACUUGCUUGUUGAUAAUCUGCCUGUGGCCACGCGCAUUGUAAGCGUCAACAAUCCCGCAGAUGUUACCUACGAGCACGGCUAUCGCUUGGGCCAAAUGGAUGGCGAGAAUAUUUACAUCAACAAUCAUCUGAAGUUUAUACUCUCGUAUCAUAUGUACACAAAGGAUAAAUAUCGCGUGGUGGGCUUUGAGGUCAUCACCAGCUCAGUGAGCCACAAGGAGUUGAAAUUCGAAGGCGAUAGCUGCAAUUUUCCAGACAAUCCGCAUCCACAGCUGGUGAACCCCAAUGGCGAAACGCAGCUCUACUUUACCUACUCGGUUAUGUGGAAGGAAUCGAAAGUUAGCUGGGCCUCACGCUGGGACAUUUAUCUGGGCAUGCGUGAUGUGCAAAUACAUUGGUUCAGCAUCAUCAACUCUUUAGUUGUGGUCUUCUUCUUGUCUGGCAUAUUGACCAUGAUUAUGAUACGCACAUUGCGACGCGAUAUAGCUCGUUAUAAUACCGAUGAUAAUAUAGAGGAUACACUGGAGGAAACUGGCUGGAAGCUGGUGCAUGGCGAUGUCUUUCGUCCGCCCAAAAAUACGCGUCUGUUCUCUGCUAUCAUUGGCAGUGGCAUUCAAAUAUUCUUUAUGGCGAUGAUUACCAUAUUCUUUGCCAUGUUGGGCAUGCUGUCGCCUUCAUCACGCGGCGCUUUGAUGACCUCUGGCAUCUUUAUGUAUGUAUUCAUGGGCACCAUUGCCGGCUACUAUGCGGCGCGUCUGUAUAAGACUAUGAAAGGACGCGAGUGGAAGCGCGCUGCUUUUCUCACGGCUACGCUUUAUCCGGGCAUUGUUUUUGGCACGGGCUUCUUUUUGAACUUUUUCAUAUGGGAUAAAUCGUCGAGCGGCGCAGUGCCGUUUACCACAAUGAUAUCGUUGCUCUUACUUUGGUUUGGCAUUUCGGUGCCGCUGGUUUAUCUAGGCUUCUACCUCGGCUAUCGCAAGCAACCAUAUCAGCAUCCGGUGCGCACUAACAUGAUACCGCGCCAAGUACCCGCCCAACAUUGGUAUAUGAAUGCUGCGCUCAGCACUUUGAUGGCUGGUAUCUUGCCUUUUGGCGCUGUUUUUAUUGAGCUGUUCUUUGUGUUUACAGCCAUCUGGCAGAAUCAGUUUUAUUAUUUGUUUGGCUUUUUGUUUUUGGUAUUCUGCAUUUUGGUUGUCAGCUGCGGGCAAAUUUCUAUUGUCAUGACAUACUUUCAAUUGUGCGGCGAGGAUUAUCGGUGGUGGUGGCGCAGCUUUAUAGUUUCUGGCGGCUCGGCUGUCUAUGUGCUUUUCUAUAGCAUAUUUUAUUUCUUUACCAAGCUGGAAAUUACAGAGUUUAUACCCACAUUGCUUUACCUGGGCUAUACAGGUCUGAUGGUGCUUACAUUCUGGCUGUUGACCGGCUCCAUUGGCUUCUUUGCUGCCUACGUUUUCAUACUGAAAAUCUACGGCGCUGUCAAGAUUGAUUAAAGAGGGCCCAGCACACACACACAGACUCACACUCACACAACGCUGCACACCAAACAACCAACUGUCCCUGCAAUAUCAUUUGAUCAUUAUACUUAUUGCCUAAUAUUUAUAUAUUUGUAUGUAUAUAUGCAUAUGAAAGCCAAACACUGCAAAAGCGAAAAGAAAGUACAGUCCCUGAUUUGGUUUUAACGCUAGUGUGCUUUGUUUCCUUUUGCCUCCUGCUACGCUUUCAUUGAUAACGACUAAACGAUUGAGAAAAACUUAAUUAACUGCGUUGACGCGAGGAAUGUCUAAUUUAUAUAUGUAUAAUGUAAGAGUAAUCUAAUCUAAGCUAAAGCAAAAACACAAGAAAUUUAAUAAAUUAAGCUAAGUGUAAAUGGAAUUCAGUUAAUUCGUGGGUGC